AUGGAAGGAUUUAAGAAAGAAGAAAUAAGAAAAGGGCCAUGGAAAGUAGAGGAAGAUGAAGUACUGAUUAAUCAUGUUAAAAAAUAUGGUCCUAGAGAUUGGAGCUCCAUUCGAUCCAAAGGCCUUUUACAAAGAACUGGAAAGUCUUGUCGCCUUCGUUGGGUUAAUAAGCUUAGACCCAACUUGAAAAAUGGGUGCAAGUUUUCAGCAGAGGAAGAGAAGGUGGUGAUAGAUUUGCAGGCAGAAUUUGGGAACAAAUGGGCAAGAAUCGCGACCUAUUUGCCUGGAAGAACCGAUAAUGAUGUGAAGAAUUUCUGGAGUAGUAGACAGAAGAGGCUGGCUAGGAUUUUGCAGACUUCAGGAACACCUUCCUCUUCUAAUCCCAAGCAGCAGAAGAGUAAAAAUAAAGUUCCUGUCUUUCAGGAUGUUCCCACUUCGGAGGCUUCAAUGUUCGGUUCUUUAAUGGAGGAAGAGGCAUCCUCAAAGGCUUGCUCGUCAUCCUACUUGGAGAACCCUGAACAGAUAAGAAUGAUGCCAUUACCGCCACUGGUUAAGUCUGAGUUGCCAGACUGUGAUGCAAAUCUUGUUCAAUAUGAGCCCUUCUUUCAAAUCCCGCAGCCUCAACCAGACCUUGUAUUUUCACCAGAAAGCCAUGAAUUCCUGGCUAGGCUGGACGACCCUUACUUUGUCAAUGUGCUUGGACCAGUAGAUGCAGCACAAUUUUCACUUGGGCCUCCAUUGUUUGAUCCAGUAUCAAGCUGUAUGAAUAGUGCAAGGGAUGUUAAGAAUCCUGUGACCCCAGAUACCCUCUUCGAUGAGUUUCCACCGGACAUGUUUGAUCAUAUCGAACCGCUUCCAAGUCCUUCAGAGUGGUGA
This is a messenger RNA of Dovyalis caffra, 876 nucleotides long. NCBI's taxonomy places the organism in Eukaryota, Viridiplantae, Streptophyta, Magnoliopsida, Malpighiales, Salicaceae. The record is from the annotation of a GenBank genome assembly.